Messenger RNA from Linum tenue, 3931 nucleotides. NCBI's taxonomy places the organism in Eukaryota, Viridiplantae, Streptophyta, Magnoliopsida, Malpighiales, Linaceae. The record is from the annotation of a GenBank genome assembly.
CGCCUCUUUGCUUUAACUUUCUCUCUCUAACCAGCGCCUCCCUCACUCUUUCUCUCAGAUAAACCCUUUUCGUCCUCCCUUCCCGGUCUCCUCUCUGUUGAAAUUCUUUCCUCCUGCUAGUGCGAAGUGCAGCUCCAGAUCUUAAUUUGGUGAGAAUCGGCGAGUUCUGUUGCUGAGGAUCUAUCAUUUAGGGUUUUAAGAGUGGCAAACUCUGAGGGGGUUUUGUGAGGGUUUCUAGAGAUCUUCUAGACGGAGGAUCUCUCUGGGUUAUGUUUAAGUGCUAUAUGAACAGGAAAUCAACAUACAAUGCCUCCAAGUAGGAAAAAAAGUGUCAACAAGCAAUUUCCGAUAGAAGUCUCUCCUCAGAAAAAGGCCAGGAACUGGGGGGAAAAUGUGGAGCAAGUGACUGCAGUGAAGAGGAAGUCUGCCUAUAAGUUGGGGCCACCCUGGCAUGAAACUGAGAUACAGAAGUUCUACAAAGCAUAUCGCAAGCAUGGGAAGGACUGGGAAAGGGUCACUGCUGAAGUUAGCACUCGAUCUUUGGAAAUGGUAGAAGCCCUUUACAAGUUGCAUCGGGCCUACCUAUCACUUCCUGAAGGAACAGCUUCCGUGCAUGGCCUUAUAGCAAUGGUGUCUGAUCAUUACAGUGUUCUUCAGGCAUCAAGUGACAGUGAAAGAGAAGACAAUAGCGUCCCACAGGUGCCCCACAAAUCUCUCAAACGAAAGAGAGUGAAAGUUCCGCUUAGUGAGCAAACAGAGCUGCCUGUUUCAACAACAGCAGAUGGAUGCAUGUCUCUUUUGAAGAGAGUACGUUUACUUGGUGGUCAGCCUCGUGCAGUUGGGAAAAGGACGCCUCGUUUCCCUGUUUCAUACAACAAAGACAAUGCGAUAAAUUAUGCUUUUCAGAGAAACAGGAAGUUAAAUGCUGUUUCCAGGGAAGAAGAGGUAGCACAUGUUGCUGCCUUGGUAUUAACUGAGACAUCACGCAGAGGAGGCUCUCAAGUUUCCCAGACAUCCCGUGGCAGAAUUGAGCAGGACACUUUGUCACUUGUUAAAAGUAAAGAUAAGAAGGCAGAGUCAGCUGUAGAAAAACUUUACGAUGUUUCCAUACAUGAUGGUCGGAUACAAGGGGCUGGAAGUAAGGUUAUCAGGAAUGUCGAGUAUGAUGGAGGUGUAGGCUUGGUGGAAAGAAAGGAAAAGAAGAUUCGUGGAAAGAAAAUGAAAGUUGGAGUGACUGACCGUCUUAAGGGUGAUGGUGCACAAGCUUCUGGUGGCACUGAAGAGGGUAAAAAAAUGAGUGGUUUGAGCAGAAAAGUUGAUACAAAGGUUUCAAAUGGAAAGCUUAAGGUGACUUCUCCUCAAGGCGAAAAGAGGAAAAGCAAGAAAUAUUUUUCUGGAGGUAAGGUAGAAGCCGUACAAAAGUUCAGUGGCUGAUUGUCACAUUAUGGUGGUGCUUACUUGAAAGUACUGUAUGAUUAUGUAUUUAUGUGUGUUACGUUAUUAAUUCAUUAAAUGUUCUUGAAGAAUUCUGUUUUUUCACAGUUUGGCUAUGGCAUAGCAACUCGGACAAUAUCUGUUUUUAACCACACUUUUCUCAUUGUCAGACGAAUUUUCUGCUCUGGAUGCUUUGCAGACAUUGGCUAAUCUCUCUGUGAUGGAAUCUGAGUCUUCUGCCCAACUGAACGAAGAAACAAGUACAGUUGAUUUGGAGAGCAAAUCUGUCACCAUAAUAGAGACAUAACUGAAGGCUCAUCCAUGAAUGAUAAAGUACGUGAUACAGUCAUUGGAGUUGAAGCUACCACCUCAAGGAAGUCAAAGUCCAGAAGAGUUGCAGAAACUGAUGGUAGACAUGCUUCUGAAGCCCAGCAGCCAAAUGAUUCCAUGAAUGAUAAUAGCCUAAAAAGGAGACGUCCAUCUGUGGUGUCAAGAUCUCAGGCACCGAGUGUUGAAGCCAACACAAAUCCUCCUCUUAGUGAUUUAGUGAAGACUAACGACUUGCCUGGAAAAGAGAUAUUGCCUGUUAAAGGGAAACAAACCAGUGAAGUGUCUGAUCCUUCCAGACAACUGAAAAGAUCAGGUUCAGAUUACAACAGUGAUCCGACAAGUGAACCAAGUGGUCCAUCAGUGGCAGCUGAACAUUGUGUAAACACUCAAGCUAGUUUACCAAUGCCAUCAAGAAAAACUAGACGCAAGAGAUUCCCUUAUAAUAUAGUGGGUGAGAAGAGUAAAGCUAUUGCCUGCUCCUUGCCAUUGCAAGGGGGAGCAUCUCAUUCAAAGGAAGACAUUUCUUCUUGUCUUUCUUCUCCCCUUAUUCGUAGAUGGUGUACAUUCGAAUGGUUCUACAGUGCCAUCGACUACCCUUGGUUCACCAAACGAGAGUUUGUCGAAUACUUGAAUCAUGUUGGGCUUUGCCACAUUCCUACUCUAACACGUGUCGAAUGGGGUGUCAUAAGAAGUUCCCUUGGAAAACCUCGGAGGUUUUCUGAGCACUUUCUCCGUGAAGAAAGGAGCAAACUUCAACAAUACCGCGAGUCUGUGAGGAAACAUUAUAGUGAGCUCCGUGCCGGUGUCAGGAAUGGACUUCCAACAGAUCUAGCAAAACCCUUGUGGGUUGGACAAGAUGUAAUCGCUGUCCAUCCACGAACAAGGGAAGUCCACAAUGGAAGAGUGCUAACAGUUGAUCAUGAAGAAUGCAGGGUUCAGUUUUACAAUUCUAAGAUUGGAGUUGAAGUUAUCCAGGAUGUGGACUGCAUGCCAUUCCACUCAAUGGACAACAUGCCAGAGGCUCUCAAGAGGCAGAAGUACUUCGAUGCUAUGAAGCUUAACUCAGUUGGGCCAGUGGAGAGUGUGCCGACUCCAAUGAAUACCAGAAUAAAGCAAGCUCAGGCUACAGAAAAUACUACUUCACAACUGAAGGCCUUAGGUAUUCAAGCUUCCGAUGCCCAAAAUGUUCCUCUUGGUCAAUUUUCGGCGACUUCAGCUCUUGAUCCGACUCAUUCACUCAAUAGAAAGCAAGGAAACCAGAUGCACCUCCCUUGGCUGACUUCCUCGGCCAAUUCCAAUUCUUAUCACAAUUCGUUUGCUUCCCAAGAUACGGGAUCUGCUGCAGCAGCUGAAAUCAUCAACAGCUCAAGACAAAGAGCUCACAAGAUGCUCGAUGCUGCUCUUCAGGCCUUCUCCUCGAAGAGAGAAGGGGAGGAUGUUUUUGCUACGAUCAGGGAGGCUUUAAAUAAAAUGGACAUCAGCAGGCGAGGAGGUACAUUGUCGAUUCAGACAUCUUCAGAGUCCAUAGUGAACCUCUCCUCCUCCCUAGUCUCAUCCCCAUCGGAGCUCAUGACUUCAUGUGUCGCCACUUUGCUCAUGAUCAAGAUGUGUACCGAACGACAGUACCCUCCUGCAGAUGUGGCUCAGAUAAUAGAUUCCGCAGUCACCAACUUGCAGCCCUGUUGUUCGCAGAACCUACCGAUAUACCGAGAGAUACAGACGUGCAUGGGAAGAAUCAAGACGCAAAUAUUAGCUCUGGUACCAACAUGAACGCAAGACGGUCAUCAUGCUCACUAUACAUGUCUAUUGCUGUAUCUGCUUCGAUGUGCUGCUCUGCCAUUGUAGAUAUACGAUGGGGCGGAGUUUCUUCAGUUUAGGUAGGAAAUCUCAUAUAACUAGAUAGUCAUAGUAGUCAAGCUUUUGGAUCUUCCCUUAUCUGCGGCUAGUUUUAGAAGCUGGAAUUUGCUCUAUCGGGCUCAAAAGAGCAAAUUAAAAGCUCUUGUGAAAUGGAGCGAUCUCUUGGUUUUCUUACAUAACAACGUGAUUAUGUUUUAGCUGUCUAUUCUAUUAUGAGGGGGGAAUUUCGUCAUUUAAUCUAACUAUUUAAUGACCGUGCUCCAUUUUAUCCACUUGUGAAAGUUGAAUAAAUUUUGGUUGGAUUUGGUGU